AUGCCCACCACCGUCACCGCGCCUGUCCGCGCCCUGCGCGGCGUCGCCGUGCUCUCGCCCUGGCUCGCCCACCUGCUGGCCGUUGAUCUGCUGCUGUCGCUGAUGCUGCCGCUCAAGCCGCUUGCCCCCACCGUCGUCUACAAUGUCUCGUCUAUCCUCGCCAAUUCCGUCUGGUCGUGGAUCCAGCGCAUCUUCACGCGCCUCAACCGCGCCGACAUCGUCCUGAGCACCAACUGCCCCGCCGGCCUGCCCCGCGGCGAGUCGGCUGUCGUCAUCGCCAACCACGUCGCCUGGUCCGACUUCUACAUGAUCCAGGAAGCCGCCCGCCACGCCGGCAUGCUGGGCCGCUGCCGCUGGUUUGCGAAACGCAGUCUGCGCUGGGUGCCGUUCCUGGGCUGGGGCUUGUGGGCCAUGGGCAUGCCCUUGGUCAGUCGCAGCUGGGCCACCGACCGCGCCGAGUUAGAGAGGGUCUUUCGAGGCAUUGUGUCCAACCGCUGGCCCGUCUGGCUCAUCUCCUACAGCGAAGGCACACGCUUCACACCCGCUCGUCACGCCGCCGCCGUCUCGUACCGCGCCGCCGGCAACAAACCGCCACCACCCUCGCCUUAUCUGCUCGUCCCGCGGCCCCGCGGCUUCGCCGCAACCGUCACCGCCUUGCGUCGCGGAAGCGUGGAAAGCAGCGGCAUCGCCGCCAACAGCCACGUCCGUGCCGUCCUUGAUGUCACCAUCGCCUACGCCCACGGCAGCAAAUUCAUGCAAGCUCCCCCGUUUUGGGAGACCAUUGCGAAUGGUAAUUUGUCGAGGGGUCCGAGUGGGUACAGGUUCUAUGCACACGUCAACCGGUGGGACAUGGACCAGUUGCCCGAGGGAGAGGAGGCAUUGGCAGAGUGGUUGGAGGAACGGUGGAAGGACAAGGGGAAGAGGUUGGAGGAGUUGAAGACCAUGUUGGACCGAGGGGAGGAGUGGGUAGGCGAUGAAAAUGUUGAUGCUGCUGCUGCUGUGGACAGAAAGAAGGAUGAGUGA
Molecule: messenger RNA, 1023 nt
Organism: Lasiodiplodia theobromae
Lineage: Eukaryota; Fungi; Ascomycota; Dothideomycetes; Botryosphaeriales; Botryosphaeriaceae
Product: Phospholipid/glycerol acyltransferase
Exons: 2
Coding region: 1-1023 (340 amino acids)
Cellular component (GO): endomembrane system
Molecular function (GO): 1-acylglycerol-3-phosphate O-acyltransferase activity
Source: RefSeq, a predicted model, not a curated record